Molecule: messenger RNA, 1538 nt
Organism: Salvia miltiorrhiza (redroot sage)
Lineage: Eukaryota; Viridiplantae; Streptophyta; Magnoliopsida; Lamiales; Lamiaceae
Exons: 8
Coding region: 135-1307 (390 amino acids)
Source: RefSeq, a predicted model, not a curated record
AAAUCUUGGUAAUUAAGUUCAACCCCAUCAAAUUAUCUUUGAGCCCAGCCAAAAACCUCUUCAACUUUGCAAUAUUCCGCUCUCAUUUUUCGAGGAAGCCUUAAAAUCCUAACUUUGUGGGAAUAGUUUGGAGGAUGUGGGGAUUAGGUGGAAGUUAUUAUUGGCGAAGAAAGGAGAGGGGGAAAGUGGAAGGAAUAGUUGUGGUAUUUGCAUGGAUGUCGAGUCAGGAGAAGCAUUUGAAUAAUUAUGUUGACGUCUACUCCUCUCUCGGCUGGAAUUCCAUUGUUUGCCAACCUAAAAUCCUCAAUUUAUUUUUUCCUGAUAAGGCUGCAUCGUUAGCUCAGGAAAUAGUUAACGAGCUCAUUCAGGAAUUAAAAAUAAGGCCAUGCCCCAUCAUAUUUGCAUCUUUUUCUGGUGGUCCAAAAGCUUGUAUGUAUAAGGUUCUUCAGAUAAUUGAAGGAAAGCAUGAAGAGCAAAUCAACCAGGAUGAAUGUCGGCUUGUCAGAGACUCUAUUUCUGGCUACAUAUUCGAUUCUUGUCCAGUGGAUUUCGUUAGUGACUUAGGGAAACGUUUUAUUCUCCAUCAAACUGGUUUUAAAAUUUCACGUCCUCCACUCGUGGCGUCAUGGAUAACAAGCGGCAUCUCCUCCACCAUGGAAGCGCUCUUUCUUAGCAGAUUAGAAUCGCAGCGUGCUGAAUACUGGCAGACUCUGUACUCCACAGUUAGUUUCCGGGCUCCAUAUCUCAUAUUAUGUUCCGAGGAUGACGAGCUUGCUCCGUUUCAAAUAAUAUUCAAUUUUGCCAGUAGGCUGAAAAAUCUUGGAGCCGAUGUUAAAUUGGUUAAGUGGAAUAAAUCAUCGCACGUUGGUCAUUUUCGGCAUCAUCCAGAAGAAUACAGCGCAGCCGUGACUGAGCUACUGAGAAAAGCUGCUAUAACCUAUUCCCAACGAAUACGACAGCUUGAAGGCGAGAAGAUGGGCGUAGAAGGCGGAAACGAUGAAAUUUCUGAUCCAUUCAACGGCCUAAGGAAAGCAGCAGCAGUGUCAAGAGAAGCCGUCGACUUGAAUGAUUAUUUCGACGUGCCGAGCUCUGUAGAGUAUCAGGAGGACAGGGAUGAAUACAUAGCUCUGUGGAGGCCCCCAAAGAUGAGUGCCCACGGUGUUGUAGGUGAGUUCCUCUUCGAUGUUUGUGUUCCAAAGAAUGUUGAGGACUGGGAUCUGAGAUUUUUGGCCUCCACGACAAGUGCAGCAGUGGCUUCCGGGCGUCCUUUUAAUCCUAUAAAGUCCAUCCGUCGCUCUAGAUUAUGAUGCUUCCACCUUAUUCAUCUUACCGUAGCCGCACAAAGAUAGCAUUUUUCGGGCAAGAAGAUGAAGAAAUGCCAGAUUAUGGCACUUCUUCCUCCUCUGCUGUUUGUUGAUGGCGUUUCCACCCGAUAAUGCUUGGGCUGUAAGUGCCAUUUCUAACAUUUAAUUACUUUGGGUAUCAAAUUAUUGGGAAUAUUAUAUCAAAUUAAUUCAAUCACACUUCGUUACACAAUA